UUGAGAUUAUUCCAGGUAAGCAGGAGAGAAGAAAUAAUAACAAUAAUAUUAAUAGGUGAGGAAGAUGGUGAUGUGGUCUCCAUCUCAGAUUCUUAAUGCCACGUGGCAAGCACGAAGCCAAUAGGACAUCCACACUCCUAUCCUUGAAGAUAAGCCAUUUCCAAUUCUAUUGUCUUACUCUUACAUUACAUUACCUCAUAAUUUUACAUGUGUUUAGCCAUUUAGACUGAUCACACCAAAAUCAGACUCUUUUACACACCAACACACCGUAACUUGUUCUGGGCACAACUAUGGCCUCCGCUUGUGCUUCUUCUGCCAUUGCUGCCGUUGCCAUUUCCUCCCCUAGCUCCCAGAAGAGUGUGACAAGUUUGGGGGUCAGCAAAGGUAGUUUUCUUGGAGGAAGGAAACUAAGGGUGAAAAGCUUUACAGCCCCAACCAGGUCUAACUCAUCGUCGGCUACUGUGUGCGCCGCAGCUGACCCCGACAGACCCUUGUGGUUCCCCGGAAGCGUUCCCCCUCCAUGGCUCGAUGGCAGCCUUCCAGGAGACUUUGGAUUUGACCCUCUUGGUCUUUCAUCGGACCCUGAUAGUCUAAAGUGGAACCAACAAGCAGAGCUGGUUCACUGCCGAUGGGCAAUGUUGGGAGCUGCUGGUAUUUUCAUUCCAGAAUUCUUAACAAAGAUUGGUAUUCUCAACACACCAUCAUGGUACACAGCAGGAGAACAAGAGUACUUUACUGACACAACUACCCUUUUCAUUGUUGAGCUCAUCUUUAUUGGUUGGGCCGAGGGAAGACGUUGGGCCGAUAUUCUAAAGCCCGGUUGUGUCAACACUGACCCAAUCUUCCCUAACAACAAACUCACUGGAACCGAUGUGGGCUACCCUGGUGGGCUCUGGUUCGACCCACUUGGAUGGGGAAGUGGUUCCCCUGAAAAAAUCAAGGAGUUGAGAACUAAGGAGAUCAAGAAUGGAAGGUUGGCUAUGUUGGCUGUUAUGGGUGCUUGGUUCCAACACAUCUACACUGGUACUGGCCCAAUCGACAACCUCUUUGCUCACCUUGCUGAUCCUGGUCACGCCACCGUUUUCGCUGUAAGAAUAUCAUGUUUUUGUAAUAAUUCUAUUUUAAGUGGUAUUUUUCUAAAAUUUGUUAUGACACUAACUUUUGUUUUUUUUUUUUGUAGGCUUUUACACCCAAGUGAGGUUGAAGCUUGGGAAGGAUGGUAUGCUAACAACGGUGGUAUAUUUGGAUCAAAUGAUAACGAAGAGAAGAAGAAAAUGGUGUUGAGAUGGAAGAUCAUGUCAUCAUGUGUAAUGUUGUUUCACUUGUUCUAAGGGAAUAUUUAAUUGGCUCGAUAGAACUUGCAUUUUCCUCCGUACGUACGUAUAUUUUGUUCUAUAGAAUUAAUGAUCUGGCAUUGUACAAAAUGUUCCUUUGAAACUUUUUGAUUAAGAUUUCAUGAACAUAAAGUCAGCUAGUAUUCAAA
This is a messenger RNA of Cannabis sativa, 1483 nucleotides long. RefSeq names its product chlorophyll a-b binding protein 7, chloroplastic. The record is from RefSeq and is a predicted model, not a curated record. Bases 291 to 1331 code for a protein of 346 amino acids. Gene Ontology annotation, biological process: response to light stimulus; photosynthesis, light harvesting in photosystem I. Gene Ontology annotation, cellular component: membrane. The transcript has 4 exons. NCBI's taxonomy places the organism in Eukaryota, Viridiplantae, Streptophyta, Magnoliopsida, Rosales, Cannabaceae.